CUCCGCAAUGGUUCUUUCCAGUAAUGGUAGCAGAAGCAGCAUGGUAAAGAGAAGACAGCGUGGAUAAACAACAACAACAACCAAGCUCUCUGGAUUUAAACUGUUAUUUGUAAUAACAGCCACCUUUAGUUUGAGAUUUGAUCAUCUCUAAACCAAAGGAAAUCCGCAGAGACUCCGUUUCACAAUGCCUCAUCGAAAGAAGAAGUCGUUCAUCGAGAAGAAAAAGGCGGUGACCUUCCACCUCGUCCACAGGAGUCAGAGGGACCCGCUGGCUGCAGAUGAAAAAGCCCCACAGCACGUCCUGCUGCAGACCGGCAAGGUCGAAGUAGAGAAGAGGCUGGAGGAGCAGAGGGAGUUCGGCGUUUUCUUUGACGAUAACUACAACUACCUGCAGCACCUGAAGGAGCCAUCCACCCCCUUUGAGCUGGUGGCUGCCGGCGCAUCACACACUAACAGAAGAAAGACUCCUCUCAAGGAUGAGGAGGAAGAUGAUAAGGAGGAGGAGGAGGAGGUCAUUGUCCUGCCUGCUGCUACCCUGAACCUCCCCUCGUCGGUGUUCGCCUCAGAGUUCGAAGAGGAGGUGGGACUUCUGAACAAAGCCGCUCCAAUCUCAGGGCCGCGGCUGGACAUGGACCCCGACAUCGUGGCCGCUCUGGACGAAGACUUCGACUACGAAGACCCCGACAACCUGCUGGACGACGACUUCAUCAUGAAAGCAAACGUCAUGUGUGGAGCAAUGGAAGUAGAAGGUGGAGAUGAGGAAGAUGAUGAUGAUGAUGGUGAUGAGUGGGAGGACACAGACGAGGAAGGCGACUUUGACUCAGAGGGGGGGUUUUCCGGUGAGGAGGACGCGGCGGGUCGCGCUAAAGAGUUCCUUUUCAUGGAUGAAGAGACGAAGAGUCGCUUCACAGAAUACUCGAUGACCUCGUCGGUGAUGAGGAGGAACGAACAGCUCACCCUGCUGGACGACCGCUUCGAGAAGUUUUACGAGCAGUUCGAUGACGAUGAGAUCGGAGCGCUGGACAACGCCGAGCUGGAGGGCUUCAUCCAGCCGGACAGCGCUCGCCUGGAGGAAGUCAUCAAAGACUAUUUCAUACAGAGAGGGAAAGAGCACUUGAGACCUGACGACUUGGGUCCCAAAGAACUUCCUGCCCUGAGAGAGGAGGAUGAAGACGAUUCUGAUGAAGAGGAAGAGAUGGAAACUCUUGUCAUCAAAGCCCCGGAAGAGAAGUGGGACUGUGAAAGCAUCAUCAGCACAUAUUCCAACAUAUACAACAGACCCAAAGUCAUCCAGGAACCAAAAAAGACGAAACCGAUCCGAGUCUCCCAGAAGACGGGGAUCCCUCUGGACGUCCUUCCUUCCAAAGGUCUGACCGCCAAGCAGGCGGAGCGCAUGUGUAGGAUCAACGACUCGGACCUGCCUCGAGUUUCCACUCAGCAACGCAGCAAGGAGGAGAGCAAAGAGGAGAGGAGGCAGAGGAAGAUGGCCAUCAAGGAUGAACGCAAGGAGCGGAGAGUGGAGAAGAAAGCCAACAAGGUGGCGUUCAAGGAUGAGAAAGUGCGGCAGGAGAAGCAGAUGUUGAGCCUGAGAGCCAACGUUCAAGGCCUGAAGCUCUGAGAGACAAACUCUGCCCACACUGACUUUUCUUGAGGCGCCGUCUGUGGACACGCUGCUCUUCACUUCAGUGGAGGAGAUAAACGAGUUGGAUGACUGAUGGGGAGCCGAGGCUCAAAUAUCCUCUCCUGCUACUUUAGUGGAGGAGAAAAUGAAUUAAUUGACAGUGAACCAGCUCAGGUUUUCAGGAUUUCUAAAUGCUAGGUGCUGAGUGGAAGGAGGAUUAUUAAAAAGUUGUGUCAAGAUUG
Messenger RNA from Eleginops maclovinus (Patagonian blennie), 1863 nucleotides. It is a transcript of the gene ltv1, whose product is annotated as LTV1 ribosome biogenesis factor. The transcript has 11 exons. Lineage: Eukaryota; Metazoa; Chordata; Actinopteri; Perciformes; Eleginopidae. Gene Ontology annotation, cellular component: nucleus; cytosol; preribosome, small subunit precursor. Gene Ontology annotation, biological process: ribosomal small subunit export from nucleus; ribosomal small subunit biogenesis. The record is from RefSeq and is a predicted model, not a curated record. Bases 185 to 1618 code for a protein of 477 amino acids.